CAAGAGGAAACACCUAACCCUUCGAUAUUUUUCCCCACGGCGCCGUGGCGCUCAAGAAAGCUGUUUUUAAACUACCGCUGUUUUUUGUACUUUUGUUUUCCGACACAGAAGUCGUUAAAAUGGUUCUUUUGUUUUGAGCGUUGUGUAUGUCUCUGUGUGUGUGAGAGAGAGUGCUCCUAUAUCUUGUAUCUUAUUUUUCUUCAUUACGCUAAGCAGUAAUGUACUGCUUUAAAUCGGCAGACUGCUAGCGUCUGGAAUCUGUUCUCACCAGGAAUCUGUGCCGGAGAGGAUAAACCAGGAUGGUAACGUAUUGUUCAUAACCAGCUUCAGCUAGACGAAGGCCAACUCAACCCUAGACUUUACUUCCAAGCCCCUUGAAAACCACCAUCAGCCAUGUCAAAUAUAAACAAUCCACUUUGCAUUGAGAAUGGACAGAAUGCUGACGUGUCUCUCUUGCAAAAGGAUAAUCUUCAGGAUGGUGGAUUAAGCCAGCUGUUGGAUUACAAUGCAGAAAUGGAAAGGUACAGGUCUUUUGCAAACUUUUACAAAACCAAUGGGGCAUUUCCACAGACUGCAAAAAUCGCCCGCAUCACCACGCCAAUUUUUCCCAGUGCCAGAAUCGGCGUGUCCCCUUGGAACUGUGAUAACGCCAUGCUCUGGGGAAGGAAAUCAGCGGCAAUAAACCCUAAUAGGACCAGCAUGCACAGAAAUGAGUCCCAGAGGCCGGGGAAGCCUGGCGUGUCGCCAGAGACGCUGCAAAUGGCAAAUAAUAAUUUCCUCUCUACCUUAUCCCCCGAACACUGCAGACCUUUAGCAGGAGAAUGCAUGAACAAGCUGAAAUGCGGCGCUGCUGAAGCAGAGAUAAUGAAUCUCCCGGAACGCGUUGGAACUUUUUCCGCUAUUCCGGCUUUAGGGGGCAUCUCAUUACCUCCCGGGGUCAUCGUCAUGACAGCCCUUCACUCCCCCGCAGCCUCAGCAGCCGUUACAGACAGUGCGUUUCAAAUUGCCAAUCUGGCAGACUGCCCACAGAAUAAUUCCUCGGCAUCCAGCGGAAACCCAGCCAAGAAGAAGAGGAAAAGGUGUGGGGUCUGCGCGCCCUGCAGGAGGCUAAUCAACUGCGGGGUGUGCAGCAGUUGUCGGAACCGCAAAACGGGCCACCAGAUCUGCAAAUUUAGGAAAUGUGAGGAGCUGAAGAAGAAGCCGGGAUCGUCGCUGGAGAGGACACCGGUCAAUAAUGGCGAAGCGUUCCGAUGGUUCUUUUAAGGCCCAACCCUGGUGACAUCACUCUGACACACGUCAGGCUCUGACUCACUGCAAGCAGCACUUGUGGGCUCCUGAAACGGAACACUUCCACCGGAGGAGAAAAGGAAGACAGAAACAGAAAAAAAAAGAUAAAAAGAAAACAUUAUGGUGUUGGUUUAACUCUGUAAUUUUCUUUCCUGUGUAAUUAUUGUACCUUUUGACAGUAUCAUAAUGUAUAUUUUGGGUGUCUAUGAAUGUGUUUCAGUGUCGUGGCUGUGCAAGUUGCAGCCAUUCUUAUAUAAAGGAAUCAAUAGACAAUCAUAACAAAUGAAAUAAGGAAAACAUGAGGCCACCUGGAUUAAUUAUCAACACACUCAGUAGAUCUGGAGCAAUAAUCUUUAAGGUGAUUAUUCCUCGCCAUCACAUUCAGGUUUGCUUUUUAACCACAUUAAACGAUACCUCUUUUUCGGCCUGGUCGGCCCACCUCAAGGAUGUGUGCCACCACCUGCCACAGAGCCUCAACCCUCUCAUGAAAACGUUGUUUCCUGAUUGAUUGGACAUGAGCAGACAGCAGUGGCAGGCUAGUUGUUUUUUUACUCUUUCUUUUCGUUUAAGUUGUGUUUGCUGUGUGCAGCAUGUGACAGAACAGGGCACAUUGUCUUGUUGACAAGUUGCACUUUUGUCGUGUAAACUAAAAAUGAUCCCACGUUAGAGCACAAGAAAGCUUCUGGUUGGACUAGUAACUUGGAACGAUGAUGUUAUGAGCUUUUUGUAAUAGCUGCUUGACCUUUUUGAGAUUUUUUUUUUUUUUUUGUUUCUUUGAAAUUCAAAUGGUUGAAAGUAAGCUGUCUAAAAGGUAGUUAGAAGUACCAGUAAAGGAAUUCUAGUUAACAUUUAAAAUCUAAAUUUCCAGCAUUUUCUAAAAGUGCAUCAAAGUUAUGGGUUGAUUAUCCUGCAACAUUGGAGUGUGCAUAUGUUUCCACCGCAACUCUGCCCCUGAUCUGCUAUAGUCUGUUGAACUGAAGCAAAGUUACACAUUCCAAACUAAAUUAUUCAAUAAGUUACUCAUCGUCUUAAACCCUAUUGUUGCAUGUGUAAAUGUGUUUUGGUUUUAAAAAUUACAAAGAAUUUGUAAAUUGUUGUUGUGAUGCUUUUAU
Molecule: messenger RNA, 2399 nt
Organism: Sardina pilchardus (European sardine)
Lineage: Eukaryota; Metazoa; Chordata; Actinopteri; Clupeiformes; Clupeidae
Gene: cxxc4
Product: CXXC finger 4
Exons: 3
Coding region: 394-1263 (289 amino acids)
Cellular component (GO): nucleus
Molecular function (GO): methyl-CpG binding; zinc ion binding
Source: RefSeq, a predicted model, not a curated record